Messenger RNA from Jatropha curcas, 1461 nucleotides. Its product is annotated as phospholipase A1-IIgamma. Gene Ontology annotation, biological process: lipid metabolic process. Gene Ontology annotation, molecular function: glycerophospholipid phospholipase A1 activity. Lineage: Eukaryota; Viridiplantae; Streptophyta; Magnoliopsida; Malpighiales; Euphorbiaceae. The record is from RefSeq and is a predicted model, not a curated record.
UGAAAUUUGCCGAAAUAUGCUUUCUACUUAAAUAUAAGUAGUAGCAAAUGACAAACAUUGCAAGAACAGAAAAAUCAACCUAUAAAAGCUGAAGACAGGUUUAUCUAAGCAAAAAAAAUGGUGGGAACAAUAGCAAAAAGAUGGAGAUUGCUAAGUGGAGAAGGUAAUUGGAGGGAACUCCUAAACCCUCUAGACAUGGAUCUCCGGCGAUACUUAAUUCAUUACGGCGAAAUGGCUCAAGCUACCUACGACAAUUUCAUAUCAGACGUACGGUCAGAUUAUGCUGGAGACUACAGAUAUCCAAUGAAGAAAAUGUUCUCCGGAGUUGAUCUAAAUAUUGCAAACCCAUUCAAGUACCGAGCUGUUAAAUAUGUGUAUGCAACUUCAAAAGUUGAACUUCCACAGAGCUUUAUGGUAAAAUCAUUAGCAAAACAACCAUGGAGUAGUCAGUGCAAUUGGAUUGGAUAUGUAGCUGUAGCUACUGAUGAAGGUAAAGCAAUGUUGGGAAGAAGAGACAUAGUAAUUGCUUGGAGAGGAACAAUCCAACCUAUUGAAUGGGUCAAAGAUUUUCAGGCUCCUUUAAUUUCAGCUUCUAAUAUACUAAAAUGGGACAAAGACCCUCGUGUUCAUCAAGGAUUCCUCUCUCUAUAUAACACAGCUGAUUUUGUUUCUGCUUAUAGUAAAACCAGCGCAAGAGAGCAGGUUAUCGAGGAAGUGAAGAGACUGAUGCAAGAGUUCAAGCAUGAGGAAACCAGCUUGACAGUCACAGGACACAGCUUAGGAGCAGCGCUUGCAACUCUAAAUGCGAUUGACAUUGCUGCAAAUGGAUUCAACAUAGGAGACGAAUCCAAGGAACGGUCUCCUGUCACAGCUUUUGUCUUUGCAAGCCCGCGAGUUGGGGAUCGAAACUUCAAGGAGUUAUCCGAAUCUGUAGAAAAUCUGCAUAUUCUGAAAAUUAAAAACUUGAAUGAUCUUGUACCUCUAACUCCACCAAAAGAAUCAGGAUACGCAGACGUUGGAAAGGAACUAUUGUUGAAUACCCUGAUAUCGCCAUUUGUGAAUAGACCGGGAGGACCUUUAAGUUGGCAUAACUUGGAGGCAUAUUUGCAUGGAGUUGCAGGAACACAAGGUGAUAAACCAGUAUUUCAUCUAGAAGUUAAAAGGGAUAUUGCAUUAUUAAAUAAGGAAAUUAGUAAUUUGCAGCCAGAUUAUUUGAUUCCUCCUGCUUGGCGUUGUCCUAGGAACACAGGGAUGGUUAAAAUGAAGGAUGGUUCUUGGGAACUCCGAGAUCAAGAAAAUGAGGAAGAUGAUUGAACUAAAUGGAUAUAUCCAGAACUGGCAAGUAAUUGCAGAAUACUCAGACUGCUUCAUUUAUCUAAUUUUUCCUUUUUUUUUUUGAAAAACAGUGUUUCAUAUAUGAGUUCUAAUUAAGCAAUACAGUACAAAUGGAAUUAGAAAACA